CGUUGAUUGACGCCAUUAUUGCAUUCGUGCAUCUGUCAAACUAAUGAAAGAUCCAAUAAAAUUUGAGCUUUUUAAAAUUAACAGGAAGUCGCCUUCUUUCAACAGACAACGGGUGAUAUCUAAUUUCGAUUUCUUGUGAUUAUUAUGGCUCAGAAUAUUAACCCGCAUUAUGCGUCGUCGUCGAAUCCAGCUAAACAAAAUGAGGACACUAUAAAAUUAAAAGACAAUCACGCCGUGAGCAAACGAUUGCAGAAAGAACUUAUGGAGUUGAUGCGAUGCGCAGACAAAGGGAUCUCUGCGUUUCCAGAAAGCGAAAACCUUUUUAAAUGGAUAGGUACUAUUAACGGGCCCGAAGACACUGUUUACGCGGGACACAAGUACAAGCUGUCCCUAGAGUUCCCCAACUCGUACCCCUACGCCCCGCCCGUCGUCAAGUUCGUGACGCCAUGCUUUCACCCCAACGUGGACACCUGUGGGUUAAUAUGUUUAGAUAUAUUGAAGGACAAGUGGACGGCUCUGUACGACGUCCGCAUGGUGCUCCUGUCCAUACAGAGCCUGCUGGCGGAACCAAACACACAAAGUCCUCUGAACCAGCAAGCCUCCUACCUAUGGCCCAACCAACCCGCCUACAAAAAGUAUUUAGAUGAAUUUUAUAGUAAACAUAGAGACUAAUAGUUUGUUAGAUUUAACUGUAUGAGUUAUGUUGAGUUGCGUUACUUGUGUUGUGAAUGUCUGAGUGUGAACAUGGAGGUCUUUUUGUUAUCCUUAUUUCUAAUGUCAACCAACCCAAAGCAAGCAAUUCCAUUUAAAUAAACACAUUGUAAUAGACUGAUGUUGAUAUUUAUUGUACUUCACUAAUUUUAUUAUUGUAUAAAAUUGUAAACUUUCUUGAUCUAUGCACUUGUCGCUUGCAGUCUUUCAACAAUUUCAACAAACAAAGAUGUUAAUAUGUUUAAUGAAAGAAACUGAUUAAUACAAUUAUUUAGUUCAAUUCCAAA
This is a messenger RNA of Maniola jurtina (meadow brown), 998 nucleotides long. RefSeq names its product ubiquitin-conjugating enzyme E2 C (gene vih). Lineage: Eukaryota; Metazoa; Arthropoda; Insecta; Lepidoptera; Nymphalidae. The record is from RefSeq and is a predicted model, not a curated record. The transcript is spliced from 2 exons. Bases 145 to 672 code for a protein of 175 amino acids.